UCAACUUCAACAUAUAGAAGUUUGGGAGCCCCGGCUGUUAUUUCAUGUUGCUUUGACGGUUUUGUUGUACAUACAUCACCGAAAAAGGCCGAAGGAAAAAAGAAGGGAACGGCGACGCGGCGAUGUUAAAUCAGGCAGUGGUCGAAGCACUUUAUUCAGCGACCUAUAUCGAAAACUAUUUGGAUUGCGUGGAAAAUCUGCCAAAUGACUUGCAGAGGCACGUCUCCCGAUUACGAGAGCUCGAUGCUACUUGUCAAACAUAUCUACAUGAAGUGGAUCAACAACAAGAGGUAUUACGAAAUGACACAGAUCCUAUAGUGAAAAGAAGAGCAUUGAUGAAAGUACAGCAAGCUCUAAUUGCAGCACAGGAAAUAGGAGACGAGAAAUUACAGAUUGUUCAGCAAGUGCAAGAUCUUAUUGAGAAUAAAUCUAGGCAGUUAGAAGUAGAUUAUCGAAAUUUAGACUUUGGAAAGGAACAAGAAAGCUCAGAAUCAGUCCGUGAAUCAAAUAUAAACAACAGUUCAAAUAAUGCGAGCCAUGCAAACAACUCGGAACGUCAGCCAAAACGUGCAAGAAGAACAAGAACUGAAACCUUGAUAGAAUCAGCUCAUUCUAUGGACAUGAUGGUUGGAAUGACAGAAACAAGAUCUUCGACAUUAUCCAAUACAACUAAUGGAAAUCAGAAAAAGACAGCAGCGGCGGCUACUGGUAAAAAGAAGAAGCGAAAAUCUCGGCAAGGCAAUCAACAAAACCAGCAUCGUGAGGAUACUCCGCCGCCACCAGAAGAUGAUCUCGCUAUAGAUCCCGAUGAGCCAACUUACUGCCUGUGCGAUCAGAUAUCGUACGGCGAGAUGAUCCUUUGUGAUAACGAUCUAUGUCCCAUCGAAUGGUUUCAUUUUUCCUGCGUUUCUUUGACGACAAAACCUAAGGGUAAAUGGUUUUGUCCCAAGUGUCGCGGUGAUAGACCUAACGUCAUGAAACCCAAGGCGCAAUUCCUUAAAGAAUUAGAAAGAUACAAUAAAGAAAAAGAAGAGAAGUCAUAGCAAGAACAUGGCG
Messenger RNA from Trachymyrmex septentrionalis, 1056 nucleotides. RefSeq names its product inhibitor of growth protein 1. Gene Ontology annotation, biological process: positive regulation of DNA-templated transcription. The transcript is spliced from 3 exons. The record is from RefSeq and is a predicted model, not a curated record. NCBI's taxonomy places the organism in Eukaryota, Metazoa, Arthropoda, Insecta, Hymenoptera, Formicidae. The coding region runs from base 123 to 1043 and encodes 306 amino acids. Gene Ontology annotation, cellular component: nucleus.